AUGUUCGUGGACGAUCCAGCCAACAUGGACUCCGUGUGGGUGUCUUCCGCCAUGGGUGCCCUCAAGGCAUUGGCACUGGUUUGUGAUAUAAUAACAUUUCCAGUAUAUUUGGUUCUUCAACAACCAUGGAAACAAAGGCAACUCGCCAAAAGGCCAAAGGCAAAACAAGUGCACAUGGAUGAAAAUAGUGUCACAUACAGAGCAGUGGGAGAGCCCAGGUCACAUCAUGUUCGGCUGCUCCGGGAAGGAGUGGACACUUUAGAAAAAAUGUUUAAAUUUGUUGCAAAGACGCAUGGUAAUAAAAGAUGUUUAGGUACUAGAGAAAUUUUGGGCGAAGAGGAUGAAACGCAACCCAACGGCCGAGUUUUCAAGAAGUAUAAUAUGGGUGAUUAUAAAUGGAAAAGUUUCAGUGAAGUGGAUCACCUCGCUACAUCUUUUGGCAAAGGUUUGAGAGAAUUAGGAAACAAACCACGGGAAAAUGUCGUUAUUUUUGCUGAAACAAGAGCGGAAUGGAUGAUAUCUGCACAUGGUUGUUUUAAGCAAAGCAUUCCUGUUGUCACAAUCUAUGCAACUCUGGGUGACGAAGCAAUCAUUCACGGAAUUAAUGAAACGGAAGUUACUACUGUGAUAACCACGCAUGAUUUAUUGCCAAAGUUCAAAAAGCUGCUAGCUAAAACUCCCAAAGUCAAAACACUGAUAUAUAUGGAAGAUCAGUUAAAACCAACUGAUACGACCGGCUAUAAGGAAAAUACUAAUAUAAUCUCAUAUACUGAAGUUGUCAAGCUUGGAUCACAAAGUACUCAUGAAUGCUGUAGCCCAAACACAAAGGAUACUGCAAUUAUCAUGUACACAUCUGGUUCUACUGGUGUGCCUAAAGGUGUCAUACUUUCACACGGAAAUUUAAUUGCUACUAUUAAGGCCUUUUGUGAUGUGGUCGAUAUUUAUCCUGAUGAUGUAUUACUUGGUUUUCUACCUCUGGCACAUGUAUUCGAACUUUUGGCGGAAUCCGUCUGUCUUUUAACUGGUGUACCAAUUGGAUAUUCAACUCCAUUGACUAUGAUUGACUCGAGUAGUAAAAUCAAGAGAGGCACUAAAGGAGAUGCCAGUGUUUUGCAUCCAACUUGUAUGACUGCGGUUCCAUUAAUUCUGGACAGGAUAUCAAAAGGCAUAGCAGAAAAAGUCAAUAAAAAUAGUUCAUUUGCAAAAAGUUUAUUCAGAUUUGCAUACGAUUAUAAGAGUAAAUGGGUUCGACGAGGCUAUUCAACUCCAAUUGUUGACAAAUUGAUAUUUAGCAAAGUCACUUCACUUUUGGGAGGUCGUGUACGCUUAAUUUUAUCUGGAGGCGCCCCUCUAUCACCAGAUACUCAUGAACAGAUAAAAAAUAUUUUAUGUGCAAAUGUUAUUCAAGGAUAUGGACUUACAGAAACUACUUCUUGUGCUACUGUUAUGGACAAAUAUGAUAUGAGCAUGGGCAGAGCAGGUGCACCAACCACAAUGUGUGAUAUAAAAUUAAUAAAUUGGAUUGAUGGCAAUUACAGAGUCACAAAUAAACCUCAUCCUCAGGGCGAAAUUGUCAUAGGUGGGGAAAAUGUUUCGGAAGGUUACUACAAACUUCCUGGAAAGACACAAGAAGAUUUCUAUGAUGAAGAAGGGAAGAGAUGGUUUAAGACUGGUGAUAUUGGUGAAUUCCAUGCUGAUGGCGUUUUAAAAAUUAUUGAUCGCAAGAAAGAUUUGGUCAAGCUUCAAGCUGGUGAAUAUGUUUCUUUAGGCAAAGUAGAGGCAGAAUUGAAAACAUGCCCAGUUGUAGAAAAUAUUUGCGUAUAUGGGGACUCUACCAAACAGUAUACAGUUGCUUUGGUUGUACCUAAUCCCAAACAAUUGCAAGAUUUGGCUUUGAGAUCUGGUUUAGAAGGCGGAGAUGGAAUGGAGUUCGAAGAGCUUUGCACUAGCCCAGCUAUUGAGAGGGCAGUGGUUAAGGAAUUAGCAGAACAUGGAAAGAAAUGUAAAUUGGAAAAGUUUGAAGUGCCUGCAGCUGUAAAAUUAUGCACAGAAGUCUGGAGCCCAGACAUGGGUCUUGUGACAGCUGCAUUUAAAUUAAAACGAAAGGAUAUUCAAGAACGUUAUCAAGGAGAUAUCAACAGAAUGUAUGCCUCAUAG
Ctenocephalides felis (cat flea) is the source of this 2157-nucleotide messenger RNA. RefSeq names its product long-chain-fatty-acid--CoA ligase 4-like. The record is from RefSeq and is a predicted model, not a curated record. Gene Ontology annotation, cellular component: endoplasmic reticulum; plasma membrane; lipid droplet. Gene Ontology annotation, molecular function: palmitoyl-CoA ligase activity. The transcript has 13 exons. Gene Ontology annotation, biological process: long-chain fatty acid metabolic process; long-chain fatty-acyl-CoA metabolic process; neuron differentiation. Bases 1 to 2157 code for a protein of 718 amino acids. NCBI's taxonomy places the organism in Eukaryota, Metazoa, Arthropoda, Insecta, Siphonaptera, Pulicidae.